AUGCAUCGAGGCGGGGUGGAAAUGUGCAGAAAUAGCGCGAGUGGAUUCAAAUGCCGGACGACUGACUUUGCGAGCUCCUAAGGGCAGUUCCAGGCAGCAGUUCACUUCAAACAAAACUGACACCAGCGCGCAUGCGUUGUCGAAAUCAGCGGUUUCUUCGAUGCAUUUCAGCCGUGGCAAGUGAGCGCAGACGAGAGCGCAAUACCACCCAUGCCCGCAAGAUGGCGCCACCCGAUCGAACGCGGGAAUGGAGCGCGACGCCACGUGCGGUCCAGGCGAGGGGGAGAUCAUGGAAGAGAGCAGCAAUAUCAAGGCAAGUUGAUUUGUAUAGCCCCACCUAGACAAAAAUGGACAAUUAUUCUCAAAGCAUCCCCUGAUCUUACGCUCCCCAAAUAUUUGUCAAGUUGAUUUGUCUAGUCCUAAAUCCCAAGCAGUCUCAAAGGGCUUCACCUAGACAAAAAUGGACAAUUAUUCUCAAAGCAUCCCCAAACAUUUGCCUUUUCUCAUGGAAUACGUCCACAAAACGACGUUGGCUUUCCGAAAGGAGUGGAGGUUUUUUUUUUGCUAGUUUGCCCACACGGUGGCAGACUAUAUUUGGGUCACUUUUCUUUCACGGUGGCCCGCAAAUCAAUUGUAGCACACCAAGCCCAAAAGCACGUCUCUGACCGUUUGACUGAAAGAGCUUUGCUAACGCGAGCGAGCCAUUUAGCCACAGAUGCAUGGAUUCAGCCGUGUGGGAAACGGACAGAGAAGUCGACAGACAGAACGAUUACGAAAAUCGAAAACGGAUGGAAUGAAAAUAAAGCCUUUAAUGACUCGCCUGGUGAUUUCGAAUGUGCUUAUGUCGGUUGUGAGGAGUUGGAGCAGCGCUCUGAGAGAGACAGAGCGGCAGCUGUCACUUGAGUGCAAUUGCAAAAUGGUGGCGGCCUCCAAAGUUCUAAUUUACAUGAACAACUAAAGCAAGCCAAUUUGUGUGUGUGUGUGUGUAAUGAUCCCUCCCGGACGCAUUCCUCAAUGACUCCUGCGGCAACCAUGAGAGUGAAUAUUUGCCAUCCAUUCAUGCGUUUGCCAACAGCAGGCAUGAAGAUGAUGCAACAUUGGCCUCGCAGGUGGGGGAGCGGUUCAGCUUUGCCUUUGACCUCUGAUGCAAAGUGGCGGCGGGGGCGGCAGUGCUGGCCCGAUCGUCAAGUGCCACUCGAGCCGUUUGAAGGCUUUGACUUCUGACGACGAAGCCGGGGAGAAAAGGACGUUCCGUCCUUACGGUUGCCAUUCCAGACGUUUCCAUUGCAAACGGCUUCAAAGUGGCUUGAUUCCAAUGACAUCAUACCUCGGCCAUGAAACAGAAAGGAUUGUGUGGCAAAAUCAAAGCAAUCCACAUAUUUGUUUGUUUGUCUGUUUCUUUGAAAUAGCGAGGUGAUGUAACGCAACCGCUGGACGAAGGAUAACAGUCAACUCAAGCAUGAUUUUUUUUUUUUUUUCAGAUGGAUGGGAAGUUAGGAUGGCUACUUGAUUGCGAUCAUCUUAGCGUGUUUUUUUCCAGAUCGAUGGGAAGACGCGACGGCUACUUUACCGCGAUCAUUUGAGCGAGCGCGUUUUGCACGUUGGCUUGAUUGACUCGUUUGCCUGUUCGUCUUGAACUCUUGAACUAUUUCACUCAUGACGGGAGUAACAAAGUUGCUCGGUCGUCUCGCAACAACUUGGCGGCAGGCGCUUUGACAUCAAACGAAGCGCGCGUGGGCUGUGCGUGGCAAAGCGUCGUGACGUCACGCAGCUCGCGGGUAAGCGCUCGCGUCCGACACUUCAUUCGCUGGUCGAGUCGGAGCAGCCAGCCAGCUCGCCAGUCAGCCCGCCAGUCAGUCCUCCAGCCAGCCAGUCAGCCAGCCAGCCAGCCCGCCGUCAAGCCAUCGGCCACCAGCCAGCCAGCGACGUCAGCAUGAAUCUCGUGAAAAUCAUCUUGCUCUUGUGCGCCCACACGGCAGAUGUGGUGGCAACUGUAUGCGACGCCAAGAAGGAUCAGGUGGUGUUCUGUGCAACUGGCAACACCCUCAAAAUAGAUCCCCCCACGCCCAUUGCUGAAUACGAGUGGAAAUUUGGAACAACCGAGGAAGCGCUCCCAGAGGAACUGAAGCCAGACGCAAGCAACAUAUUGAAGGGCACCCUGGCCAAAAGGCACACCGGCGUGUACUUGGCCAAGCAUAAAACUGAUCCAUCACAGACGGACAAGUUCACCGUCAUUGUGGAUGCGGAACCCUGCACCGCAAGCACGCCUUGCAACGUCAAGGCUGGUGGCUCCAUCCAAUUGGAUUCCACAAAUACAGAUGAGGCUGUCAACUGGGAGUUUCAAGCAGACGGUACCCCUGGGUUUGUGGAGGUCACUGAGUCUGAUAAGCCCAAGUUUCUUCCCGACGCCGGCAACUUCAAGAAAGGGUUGGGCCUCUUCAACGUGCAAAAAGCUGAAAGCGGGAUAUACCGGACCAAGAAAACAUCUGGCGAUGGCAUAUUUGACUCGUUUCCAGUCCACGUCCGAACUCCCGUCUCCGGUGUCACAGUCAAGGGAGGGGGCUGCGAUGGGAAAUUAGAGUGCCAGGUCACCGGUGAUGCCAAAAAUAUCGGAUGGACCAAGGAAGGAACUGCCCUGGCUCCUACAGGGAAAACGUUGACCGUCGGAACGGGGGGGGCUGACUCCGGUAAGUAUGCCUGCAAGGCCACAGCCUACUACGAUGAUGAUCAGACAAGCCCCGCCUUCCCGUACGCCUACGCAGUUUCCACGGUCAGCAUCGAACGGAGCGGCCGUGUCCUCACGUGUGUCGCCGACGGUGCCGUCAAAGCCUUUGAGUGGCUGACGUUCGGAAACGUGCCUGUCACAGCAAGCGACGGCAAAGUGGGCAGUGACCCGUCCAAGUUCACUUUGGACGCCAAGGCCAUAGGCCAGUUCAUUUGCAAGGUCACCGCCUGCGAUAACAAGAACAUCAACUCCCCGUCCUUCGACGUCAGCGGAGCCAAGGACCCCACCGGUAGCCCCGGCAUGGACCGGGACAACAAUCCGAAACCAACCGCAGCCACCCAGGGCGCGUCCUGCUCUGUCGCUCUGUUGGUGAUAAGCGUCCUCAUUGAGCUCUACGUGGUGAUGAUGAUGUAGACCGAGGCCGGCCGGCCGGUCGGCGGAUGAGAGAUCCUGGAGGCGAGCGGCCAUUUUUCUUUUUUCAUUCAUUCAGCAAUAAAAAGAAUUCAUUCAUCAGCAAUAAGAAGAGCGGAAAAAAAAGCACAACAGAAAGCAGCGGCUCGGGAGAAGCGGGAAGACGGCGGUGGCGGCGGCGGCGGCGUUGAUGGCGGCACGAGACCCUGGCCCAAUGGCGUCCAUCUGGCGCGAGGGAGGGCAGGCACGCCUGAGCGGUUGGCCGUGGACUUGUUUGUGGUAGGGGAAGGGUCGAGAGUGAGCUUUUUUUUUCUUCUUCAAUAUGCUUCUACUUCUUCCAUUUAUUAGGAUUUACAAUGGAUGAUGUCACUCAGCGACCGUUAGCAUUGCUCGGGAAGGUGGUCGACGCCAUUGGGUGAAUGAAUUGCGCGGUGCAACUUUUUGUUGGUCUUCAAUUUACUCCAUUUAUUUGCAUGCUUACUUACUACUGGAGUUAUUAUCAAUUUAUAUGAUGUGGUUUACAAUGGAUGAUGUCACUCAACUUUAGCAUUGGGGAGGGAUGGGAGGCAAACGCUUUGUUUGGACGCGCUGGAAGGUGAUCAACGUGAUUGGGUGGGUGAAUUGGAUGGUGCAACUUGCGACGGCAGUGCAAUUUGAGUUUUGAUGGUGCAACUUUGCCUUGGUGUCAUGUGUCCACUGGAAACCACAAUAAAGUCUUCAUUCCA
This is a messenger RNA of Syngnathus typhle (broad-nosed pipefish), 3861 nucleotides long. RefSeq lists its product as uncharacterized. The transcript has 8 exons. The coding region runs from base 1934 to 3139 and encodes 401 amino acids. NCBI's taxonomy places the organism in Eukaryota, Metazoa, Chordata, Actinopteri, Syngnathiformes, Syngnathidae. The record is from RefSeq and is a predicted model, not a curated record.